Messenger RNA from Centrocercus urophasianus (Greater sage-grouse), 2476 nucleotides. RefSeq names its product collectin subfamily member 10 (gene COLEC10). NCBI's taxonomy places the organism in Eukaryota, Metazoa, Chordata, Aves, Galliformes, Phasianidae. The record is from RefSeq and is a predicted model, not a curated record. The transcript is spliced from 6 exons. Bases 147 to 980 code for a protein of 277 amino acids.
CAAACUCCUUUCUUCACUUUAUUUAGCUGUUCUUGCAUGUAGCUCUCAAUCUUUGCACUGCUUUAGUUAGCAGAGCAUUUAUUUUUGAUUCAGCUGCAUUUGUUAAGACUGUAACAACGAAAGGCAUUUCCUGAGAAGCUGCAAGGAUGAGCAGAAAGAAAGAACAACAGCUAAGGAAAUAUGGGACCCUAGUAGUGCUUUUCAUCUUCCAAGUUCAGAUUUUUGGUUUUGAUGUUGACAAUCGACCUACAACAGAUGUCUGCUCGACACACACUAUUUUACCUGGACCAAAAGGGGAUGAUGGUGAAAAAGGAGAUAGAGGAGAAGUGGGCAAACAAGGAAAAGUUGGACCAAAAGGACCUAAAGGAAACAAAGGAACUGUAGGGGAUGUCGGUGACCAGGGAAUGCUUGGGAAAAUCGGUCCGAUUGGUGGAAAAGGUGACAAAGGAGCCAAAGGCAUAUCAGGGGUGUCUGGAAAAAAAGGAAAAGCAGGCACGGUCUGUGAUUGUGGAAGGUACCGCAGAGUUGUUGGACAACUGAAUAUCAAUGUUGCUCGGCUUAACACAUCCAUCAAGUUUGUAAAGAAUGUUAUAGCAGGUAUCAGGGAGACGGAUGAAAAAUUCUACUAUAUUGUCAAAGAAGAGAAGAAUUACAGAGAAGCCGUGAUGCACUGCAGAGACAGAGGAGGAAUACUGGCCAUGCCUAAAGAUGAGGCAACCAACGCCCUUCUUGCCAACUACAUCUCCUCAAGUGGCCUUUUCCGAGCAUUCAUCGGAAUAAAUGACAUAGAAAAAGAAGGGCAGUUUGUAUAUGCAGACAGCAGCCCACUGCAAAACUACAGUAAUUGGAAGGAUGGGGAGCCUCACGACUCCACAGGACAUGAGGACUGCGUGGAAAUGCUCAGCACAGGAGAGUGGAAUGACUCUGAGUGUCAAGUCACCAUCUACUUUAUCUGUGAGUUCCUCAAGAAGAGAAAAUAAAUAUGCAACAAAAGAUGUCUGGCACCUUCUGUACACACAAUAACCGCUCCUCAUUCAUGCACUGUAGGGAAUGCAGAUAAACAAAGACAGGGCUGAAUCUAGCAUAGACUGGGUUAACUAAGACUAACUAAUGCGAUACGGCAGUGACCAUAAAGCCAGCUCAGGUCUGCAGGGGGCAUCCAGCCAACUGUGAAUUUUUAUUUCAUUUUUAUGUGUAAUUGAGGGUGGUUGGGAAAAUUUAAAGCACGUGGAGGCAAACAUGAUUUCACUAAUGCAGCGGAGGACUCACUUAUCUCUGCUUCUCACUUAAUCACCUGCUUGGUUGGCUGAGGUGUGAGGAACAAAGCAAUGGCAGUUCUGCAGGUCUGCACAGCUUGCCUGCAACCUGAGAACAGAAGGAACACUUCUAGCCUCUGAUGCCUUCAAAAAAGCUGUGCAAGAAUCUAGAAAAGUCCAACAUAAAGAAAACAAUACAAAGGAAGCACAGCCACUGCUGUAGGAACAGUGCAGAAUUUGCUGUCAGAGCCUGGCUCCUCAGUUAUCCAUGUCAGCAUGUUCAUAAUGGAUCAGAUUUUCAUAUGUUGAUAAUAGCAAAGGAACACAUUCCUGCAUACAGUGGAAGAGCUCACAUUCACAUGGCUUCUACGACACCACUGCCAGGACUGUUCUGAAGUCCAGGAUGCUUCUGAGACACAACAUCCUUUUUACCUUCAGAAGUGAUCCUGUUUAUUGUUAGUCUUUCCACACGUUGCUUAAAAGUCUCACCUUUCCUCACAGCAGGAGAUGCUAGUAAAGACUCCCGAUUCUCUACAAGGAAGUGUAUAUUUUCUCCCCCACUUGGGACUAAAAAGGAAAAAAUGCUAUCUGGAAGCUGAGAACACUGGGCACUAGUCAUAGUGCAGCCAAUGCACAUUGCAGGUCACUUUCAGCAUUAGUUGCAAAAUGUUUCUCUGGAUAUAAAGAGCUGGACAUGAAGGCAGUCCCAUCAGCAAGCAGUGGAGAGGGUCAGCUCUAAGUUUCCCUUUUGCAGCUGUAUACAGCAUUGCAAAGGCAAUGAGACAGCUGUCAUACUUAGCCAGCCUGCUCUUUGACAGUAAAAUCCUCCGUACCAUUUUCCAGCUGGUAGUUUGCCUUCAAGCUCAUCUCUGAGCAGUGGCCAACACCAAAGCAUUCCAGGAGGCUCUGUGACUCAGAGCUACUUUUGUAAGCCAGUUUAUCGGCUACUUGUUAUUCCAGAAAACCAUUUGUUGUUACCAGCAGGAAAUUACCUGUGUUGCUACACACCCUCCAGGGAACUAUUCAGUCCCAAGAAUGCAGGUGUGUGACCACGUAUAUUUUCAUUGCUUCCCAACUAUGCUAUGAGCGUACUUCAGCAAACAGGUUUGCUUAGCACAAUGUACCUCAUCCUGAAUUGUUCCUUCCCUGAGAAUUUAUACUCCCUGACAUCAAGCAGAAUUACACUUUUUAGGAUCUACUGUAAUAAACUUGUUAAAUUA